AUGAGCCUACCAUCUAAUUGGAGCCAUCAAUUAGCCAGCAUCACCAAAGCCCCACUACCGCUCCCCCAGAAGAAAACAAAUUCCAAAACUAGUAGAACAACAGGUUCGAUAGAUCCUAUUGAUAAAGAAUCUAUCCCUGUUGAAGGAGGAGCGGCCGCACCAAAACAAAUACCUCAUCUAAGUAAAAUUCCAAGACCACAAGGCAAAGGUAUUGCAAGAUCAAGCUCAGCUUGUCAAGCUCGUACUUCUUUUAGAAACACAGCCAAAAACAUUCUAAGUGCUCAAGCUGCACAACGUGCAUUCGAGAAUUAUACUACAAAACAAACUAAUCUCGCGAGAAAAAUACUUAAUGAUGAAGCUAAGUUUGAAAGAAGGCAAAGAACACAUUCGCAAAUCAUAACAUCUCCUGUAAGACUACAAGAUGCUCAAUUCCAAGAUAAUUUUGUCACAGAAGAAGUUUACAAUAACGCAAAGAAGUCAAAUAACAACGUGCCAAUUCUUCCAAAGUCUAAGCUUCCAAGUGAGCUUUCUUUGAAGGAUGCAGAUGGUGGAAGAGUAUACUACUGGGGAUGA
Messenger RNA from Trichomonas vaginalis G3, 573 nucleotides. RefSeq lists its product as uncharacterized. Lineage: Eukaryota; Parabasalia; Trichomonadida; Trichomonadidae. The transcript has a single exon. The record is from RefSeq and is a predicted model, not a curated record. Bases 1 to 573 code for a protein of 190 amino acids.